Fusarium vanettenii 77-13-4 is the source of this 1452-nucleotide messenger RNA. RefSeq lists its product as uncharacterized. The transcript has 3 exons. The record is from RefSeq and is a predicted model, not a curated record. The coding region runs from base 1 to 1452 and encodes 483 amino acids. NCBI's taxonomy places the organism in Eukaryota, Fungi, Ascomycota, Sordariomycetes, Hypocreales, Nectriaceae.
AUGACACUUCAGCUUGAUGAAUUCAUCGAGAACUGGCUCAAUCAAAUCGUCCCUUCCUUGUCGCGCCCCUCAUCGGCUGUUGCGCCCUCGCGUGACGAGCAAGGGAGAUCAACAAAGAGACGCAAGAUCAGCCAUCUCAUCUCACCAUCGCAUUCUUCCAACGACUCAAAGACCCGGAUACAGGUUUCAAUGGAUCCAAACAAUCCAGGCACACCAGAAAACUCAUCGAAGCGAAAGGAGCUUCACCCCGAUGACCAACGAGACGAUGAGCCUUUCGAUGCCAACGAGACGCCACGGCCAUCAAAGGCGGCCUCCAGCAGCGCCAUCUUUAAGAACACGCCCAGUUUUUCCUCACAAAGUAAUGCCAGCCAAACUUCAGGACGGAGCUCGCCGACUAGGGCCUUCCCAGUUCAAGGGUACAACAAUAACCACCGUCUUGAUUCUGUGACGAUGAACCCAGAUAAUCGAGAUAUGCCUUCUGACUUGGCAAAUAUCUUGGAUGACAUGUACGAUUUUUCGACAGCGAGGUCCAUCAUCCCUGAUAUUCUCAAGAGCGAGAUUGGGAAGCAAUCUGUAGGUGAUCGGUCUCUCAGACGGCUUCGUAACGAUGCCUACUACAGCUUGGCCACGGAUGGCAUGCCGCCUAUGGACAUGGCAUCAGCCUCCAGACUCAUGCUCACAGCCAGGAAGCUGGCUAAACGAGCUGGGCAAUGCCAUCACUUGCAAUACGAUGAAGCAGGGUGGAACAACUUGGUGCAUACCCCCUUGCUUGACGCUGUGUUCAACGAUGCAGACCCAUAUGAGACCCAGCUGGUUGACUUUUCUCCAUGGUGCGUAUCCCAGGCAUACGAGGCUUGGCCUCUCACAAUCGCUAACACGCACAGCAUGACGGCAUCAGUCAGCUCACGUUUCCACUACUUUCCCAUCCCAGCUACCAAGGUAGACUACGUUCUCUAUCUAGACGCAGACGCAGACGCGGAAGACGCCUGUACAAGUGAUGCGAUUGCCAAGCUUGAAGAAACGGCAGGGUCAGUCAACCACACGGCCUUCACGCCCCUGGCAUCGCACCCCAUCUCCCUCAGCAUCGAGACUAAGAGGCAUGGCGGGGACGGGAGAAGGGCCGAUAUUCAAAUGGCAGCCUGGCAGGCCGCGCAAUGGUCGUUCCUUGAGGCGCAGGCCGGAGGGGCGGUCGAAAGCCUGGCGUUUCUACCAGGAGUCAUUGUGCAGGGGCAUGAGUGGAAGUUUGUCGCGACGACGCGCAAGGAUAACAAGACGACACUAUGGUCGAGCCACCAGUUCGGAACCACAAUGACUUUGGCCGGCGUCUUCCAGAUCAUGGCUGGGAUGCGGAGGCUUCGGAGGUGGUCAGUCGAGGUCUUUUGGCCUUGGUAUAAGAAGCAUGUUCUUCACUUGCAUGAAGUAACGCAGGUUGAGUCUAGCAGCCGUGGAUGA